AUGAUCGAGGAGUAUCACACUGGUUUUAGGAUCGACCAGGUUCAUUCCGACCUAGAUUGGAGCGAAUCAGAAAAACCAGAUAAUCUUUAUCCCAGAGGGAAAGCAUGUAGUCUCGAUGCGGAUUCGUUGCGUAAGGUCGAUCAAGAGUUAUCCGUUCAAUCCCUUGCCAUGAGCGAGAUUCAUUACGUACAGGAGGAAGCUUUAACCUCGUUAAAGGACGAGUUCAAAGGGACCUAUUACACGCUCGGAGCAUUAGACAAACAGAUCCGGCAACAAUUACCGAAUGAGCAUUUCCCGUUCAACCAGGACGACAGGCUUCUAAAAGCAGCGGACGCAAAAUUUUGGCCAAUAAGUGGUACGGAGAUAUUUUUUAACAAGGAGAAAACUUUUCUUGUCUGGCGCAACGAGCCGGAUCACAUGCGUCUGAUAUCGAUGGAACGAGGCGGGAACCUCGCGGCGGUGUACGAGGAGGGCUCGUUAAAGCGGUCCAAGAAAUCGAAAAGAAAUUGGAAUUCCUGCGGCACCGGAGACCCGGCUUCCUUCACAUUCUGCCCUACGAAUCUUGCUUGGCACGACCAUCCGAGCCUCGGUGCACGUUCGCCUGCCGAAAUUGAGCGCGGAUUAUCAACGGUUCGAAAAGAUCGCGACCAUGCACGGUCUUCAGAAAUAGCAAUUUCGACGGGAAAAAGACCUCACCUAUAUCUUAAAUUCUACUCACCGACACUGUCGUUUCAGGACCCGUCACGUUUUACAUCCCUCUAAAAU
This is a messenger RNA of Pogonomyrmex barbatus (red harvester ant), 765 nucleotides long. RefSeq lists its product as uncharacterized. The record is from RefSeq and is a predicted model, not a curated record. NCBI's taxonomy places the organism in Eukaryota, Metazoa, Arthropoda, Insecta, Hymenoptera, Formicidae.